Molecule: messenger RNA, 927 nt
Organism: Ostreococcus lucimarinus CCE9901
Lineage: Eukaryota; Viridiplantae; Chlorophyta; Mamiellophyceae; Mamiellales; Bathycoccaceae
Product: ABC(membrane) family transporter: toluene tolerance
Exons: 1
Coding region: 1-927 (308 amino acids)
Biological process (GO): phospholipid transport
Cellular component (GO): ATP-binding cassette (ABC) transporter complex
Source: RefSeq, a predicted model, not a curated record
AUGACGACGGAUGCGUCGAAACUCGAGCGCGCGCGCUCGGACGGCGCGAGGCGAGGCGCGGCGACGCGGGCGGCGGCGCCGAGGCGCGCGGACGUCGCGGGGACGGCGGACUCGGCGGUGGCGCGGUUGGAGGGCGCGGCGCGGGCGUGGGCGACGCGGACGCUCGGCGCGUGGACGCCGCCGAAAUUUUUAUGGCGGAGCGCGGCGACGGGACUGUUGUUCGGAAGCGUGCUGUAUCGGUGCGCGCGACAGCCGCGACGGGUGAAUUGGGAGCAGACGUUGCAGCAGAUCGCGCGCGUGGGGCCGCAAACGCUCGGGGUGUCGCUGUUGACGAGCUCGUUCGUGGGGAUGGUGUUUACGAUUCAGUUUUGUAAGGAGUUCGCGAAGGUUGGGCUGAAGAACGCGAUCGGGGGGUUGCUGGGCCUGGCGUUCGCGCGGGAGUUGACGCCGGUGAUCUGCGCGAUCGUGCUCACGGGAAGAAUCGGGAGCUCGAUCGCGGCGGAGUUGGGGACGAUGCAGGUGACGGAGCAAGUGGACCAGCUCACGGUGCUCGGGACGGAUCCCGUGGAUUAUCUCGUCAUCCCGCGCGUCAUCGCGUGCGCGGUGUCGCUGCCGAUAUUGAGCAUAAUAUCUUUCGCGCAGGCGCUCGGAGCGAGCAUUUUACUCGCGGAUUUGCGUUACGGAGUGUCGCCGAACGUCAUCAUCGACAGCGCGGCCAAGUAUUUGGAACCGAGCGACAUCGGCAUCAUGACCGCGAAAUCCAUCGCCUUCGGCGCCGUCAUCGCGGUGAUUUCCUGCGGCUGGGGUACCACCACCACGGGCGGCGCCAAGGGCGUGGGCGAGAGCACCACCGCGAGCGUCGUCAUCAGUCUCACCGCCAUCUUCGUCGUCGACUUCGUCCUCUCCCUCGUCUUCUUUCAAAAAUAG